Messenger RNA from Papaver somniferum (opium poppy), 1029 nucleotides. RefSeq lists its product as uncharacterized. Lineage: Eukaryota; Viridiplantae; Streptophyta; Magnoliopsida; Ranunculales; Papaveraceae. The coding region runs from base 1 to 1029 and encodes 342 amino acids. The transcript has 2 exons. The record is from RefSeq and is a predicted model, not a curated record. Gene Ontology annotation, molecular function: RNA-DNA hybrid ribonuclease activity; nucleic acid binding.
AUGACAGUACCACCUAUACCAAGACAAGAUGCUGAGUACAGUGAAAAUUAUAUUUGGGUGAAGGAGCUGAUAAUUCAAGAAGAUAACCAAUGGAAUGCUUCACUGGUGCAGCAACUUUUUGAUUCAGAAACUGCAAACCUUAUCCUACAGAUGAGAAUUCCAACAGCAACGAAGGGAAAACUCAUAUGGAACCUUACCAGAAACGGACAUUUCAGUCUCAAAUCGGCCUAUAACAAACUUCACGAAAUAAGCUUGGGUGAUACAGAUGUAUCUUUGAUGAUACAAAACACAGAGAUUCAAUGGAAAGAGAUGUGGAACAUUCAAAUCUGGCCUAGGGUCAAACAUUUCUGGUGGAAAUGCCUUGCUUACAUAUUACCCACCAAUGUCAGACUCUCUCUACGGAUGCUUAUCCCAGGAGGUUCAAGUGCUACAACAGGUCAUUACGAUGAUAUUGCUACUAUAUUUGAAGCAUGGAUGAAAACAGCACAACACACCAGCUCAGAUUCAAGAUGGCUACACCUAGCUAUGAUCGUUUCAUGGUCAAUAUGGAACAAACGAUGCGAAGUACAUUUUCAGAAAAAGAAAGCAAACCCAGAGGCAGUUGCUAGAAGGGCUAUGAGCUUUGCAAGCUACUUGGAGGGAUUAAAUUCCAAACAACAGACCAGAACCAUGGCCUCGCAUCACAUUAAACAUUCAUUGCUAUGGAAACCCCCUGCAUCACCGUUCUUUACUAUAAAUUGCGAUGCCUCUUAUGAUAAAAAUACAAAACUAACAGGGAUUGCACAUGUUCUUCGUGAUUUUGCAGGGAAAUGGCAGGGAAGCGCAUCCAAAUGCUAUGCAGGAGUAAAAGACUCCGAACAUGCAGAAUGUCUAGCGUUCCUGGAGGCUGUCAGAUGGAGCAAAGAUAGGCUACUUACACAUGUGGUUUUCGAGACACAUUUGCAAGGAAUUGAAAGCUACAUAACUAAGCAAGCACCGGUUAUAGCUUGGAAAACGAAGACAUUUUGCUUGAUGUCAUUGAGUGUCUGA